AUGCAAGACCUCGACCAUACCGCUCCUAGUGCACUGAAGGUGCAUCCAUUCUUCAAGAGCGUCAAAGCCCGCUAUUGGCAUAAUACCCAUGCAUUCUUCAAGUAUUGUGAUCUCUCCAAGCCGUCAGAACAGCACUUUACAACUUACACUAAGGGCCUCACGACAAUCAGUAAUGCCAAUAAUGUGUCUGAAAGCCUGAGAAGUCGUGCCGAUAAUGUUCUACAAAAGGCCUCAAAAGACCCCUUCACGCAAGCCUUCGAGGAAUAUAUAAAUAAAAAAAAUGCAUCAGACGCCAAACGCAAAAUAUCUUCGACAAUUUUAAAAGUAGUGAAAAGCGGAGCAAGUGAUGCUGAGAAGAUCGUAGAGCUAUCCAGCGUGAGCCAUAAAAAGAAGCGUCUGGACAUUUGUCUAGAUUCGGAAUCUAUUGUGGAGAGAGAAAGCAGCGUUUCUAUGGAGGCAUCAUCAUCAUCAUGGACAGCGAAAUCAUUACUAGCAAAAGGUAAAUCAUCAUUAACUAGUGCCCCCCCAGUCUUAGAUAACCAACUCGAUGAUCAACAAACGGAGUACAUACUGCCUUCUAAGGAUUUCGAAGGUUUCCAGGACCAUGAUUUAGCAGAAAAUUGGCCUGCGUGUUCUCGAACAGGUCCCCCACCAAGUCCAAAAAAGUCAAAAUCGUUUCCAAUCUCUAUGAAGAAGCGACGCCAAUCUGUCUCCACCACAAGUUCUGAACCAGCCACACCUAAACUAAAGCUUAGAGAGCCCUGGCACAGUUUAGUUGAUUUAGCGAUUCUUAUGUACACAGACUGGGACGUGGAAUUACCCUCAAUUGACCUCGACCAAUCAGUUUUGGAUGAAAUUGGCAGCAAGAACAAAGAAAUCUUGUAUCGCAUUGGAUUGAGGAACCUUCAUCAGGCGCAACUUCUGCACAAGCUCAAGUCCCUUGACAAAAAUCACUGUCUUCCUUACAAGGAUGCUUUUGUGGCAUUAUCUGGAAUAUGGAACUUAUAUUCAACAGAUGCAAACAACUCAUUCGGUUCCGAGAAACUGAAAGCAGCUCAAGGUCUCUGUUUGUUACCAGGUUUGGAGGAGAGGACACAAGGUAUUGAUGAGAUUGUCCAGAGGCUCUUGGGCAAAGUUGAGGAAGGAUCCUCAGUGCAGGAUCUUCUAAAUUACACAUAUGCCUUGCAAUGUGAAUAUCCGGAACAGAGGCGGAGGAUCAACGUACUCCAACAUCUUUUCUCUCAUGCAAUCAGGCCUCUGACCGGAAACAAGAAGCCUUCGGAAGGAGAUGUCAUGUUGCUUUGGGGAUGUAUUUUCAAGGAUGGCUUGCCUUUGGAUACCCAAUUAUGUCUUCAUUUGGGCGAGCAAGGCUGUGCUGCGACAACGUUGUCCAAGUCUAUGCUUGCGGAGGCCUUCAACACAGGCUGUAACACACGGAAGUGUGAUUGUCUCCUGACUGUGGAUGGCAUGGAGGUUGGGAACUUUGAGGCAAAGCGUGGAAGCUGCGGCCCGAUUGACGUGGCAGUUCAGCUUCGCAAAAAUGCAAAGAUAAAUAAGAGCAUUUUGCUGGAGCUGGAAAAGCACGGUAUUGGAUGCCCUCCACUAUUGAAUAUACAAGGGACAACUGCGACGGUGAUCAAGAUUAUCAAAUACGAAGAUAUUUGGGUGGUUGGGAAGGCAUGUUCACCUCUUGUAUUGCCAGUAGCCAGCGAGGACAUCCAGUUUUUCCUGCAGCAUGGUGUUUUUGUUCUGUUCAACCUUCUGGACGAGUACCAUGCGUACGCACAGAAGGCAUACGCUGCGAAGCGGCUAUAUGAAUAUAACAAUCGUGUCAUGGUAGAGGACAUAGCUGUCGGUGUUGAUCUGAAAUCUCCAAUGAUGGUGUUGGAGUGGGAAAGAGUGGUCUUUCACUCACCUACUAAACCUCGGACAAGAAAGUCAUCAUUACUUCAGGAGCUAGCUGCUGCUCAGGAUGAGUCGGAUAAAGAGGAAGAGACAAAAAUGAAUUUCAGCGAUAAUAUCAGUAAUGCUUACACUGCUUCUAACGUCCUUACGGACGGCAACCUCGGUCCAUCAACCUUGGAGGACAACCCCACUCCACCACCUACCCCGUCCAGCAACCCUUUCUCCCCUGAAAUCCAACAAAUGCUCUCUCCUGAAAUCCUCCAGGCUAUCAGCGGUCCUCCAGGCCUGCCAUCCCGAGAUCCAUAUUUACUCAAGGCAAGAGCUUUUUAUAUCGCUUCCUUGGCUAAUAACUCCACGAUCUCUUGCUCUAUCGUCUUCAUUUCUUCCUUGGAGCGCUGUUAUGUGUGGCUGUGUUGCUGGUGA
Molecule: messenger RNA, 2328 nt
Organism: Lobosporangium transversale
Lineage: Eukaryota; Fungi; Mortierellomycota; Mortierellomycetes; Mortierellales; Mortierellaceae
Exons: 2
Coding region: 1-2328 (775 amino acids)
Source: RefSeq, a predicted model, not a curated record